AUGCGCAUAACUUACCACAAUGGGAGCAGCGAGGACAAACAACAGAUCGUGAAAAAAGUGAAGAAACACGGCAUUCACCCCUUCUCAACACUGGGAUUGCAAGAAUCAAAACAGACCGCUGAAGAAAUAUUUAGCUUGCAGUACUACGAUGAAUUUAAUAAUCGAAUCCCCACGGAAAAUAUCUACAAACAUGUACACAAGUCUCUCAGAAUCCAAUUCAUGAAAAAUGGCAUACGGCAGUUUGAAACACAUUUGCGUAAGAACAAGGGUCUUGUUUAUUGGAAAAAUGAAACUUUAGAAAUAAAGCCAUUAAAAAUUGGAUCUUUUGGAAGUGUCAUUGUGAAAAAAGUAUUGAACAUAGAAAAACAGUUCUGUGGUAAAAUUUAUUUAUUUUUUGUUUGGCGUUUGUAUCUAAAGUAA
Helobdella robusta is the source of this 420-nucleotide messenger RNA. RefSeq lists its product as hypothetical. The record is from RefSeq and is a predicted model, not a curated record. The coding region runs from base 1 to 420 and encodes 139 amino acids. The transcript is spliced from 5 exons. Lineage: Eukaryota; Metazoa; Annelida; Clitellata; Rhynchobdellida; Glossiphoniidae.